Messenger RNA from Globicephala melas (long-finned pilot whale), 5078 nucleotides. RefSeq names its product prostate androgen-regulated mucin-like protein 1 (gene PARM1). Gene Ontology annotation, cellular component: Golgi apparatus; late endosome; early endosome. The record is from RefSeq and is a predicted model, not a curated record. NCBI's taxonomy places the organism in Eukaryota, Metazoa, Chordata, Mammalia, Artiodactyla, Delphinidae.
AGAAAUCUGCUCCCACUUCUCUGCCUCCCCUUAGUUCCCAGCACAGCGCUAGCCGCCCCAAACAUUUGCUGAACCGGGUCGAAACUCGGGUCUCGCGCCCUGACUGUCCAGCAGAGGCCGCCCUGGGCCGCGACUCCCGGGACACGAGGGCUGGGAGAGGAAAGGCCAGGGGUGGCCUUGUCAUCUCCGCGGGACCCGGGUGGGAGGGGUUUGGCGGCAGCAGUCGCGGCGGCGGAGGCGGCCCGGGCGGCUGGGAUGGAGCAGAAGCGCGCCGGGCGCCGGAGUACAAGCAGCUGACGGAGCCGCGCGGCGCUCGCCUAGCUUCCCCUACCGCCGCCCGGUCGCCCGGCUCCCACCGCAGCCAGCGGACAGAGGAGGAGCUGCCCGCGCUCUGGGCGCUCGGUCAGUCCCGGCAAACUCUCCCGCUGCCCGCGCCGGGUUCGGCACCAAGCACCAGGGUACCAUGGUCUACAAGACUCUCUUCGCUCUCUGCAUCUUCACAGCAGGACUGAGGCUACAGAGCGCGUCUGAAUCAGCCCUCUCGCCUGUUUCUCUUCCGGCAAAGAGCAGCCCACCAACGGCCUUCUCUCCGCAAAGCCCUCCCGCCUCCCCUACCGGUGGAACACCCAGCAGCUCGGUCCUCCCAGAUACAGCAUCGGCCCGGACAUCUCCAUCCGCCAAGAACGUCUCCACAGAGCCCAGAGAAGAGGAACCCACCAGCCCAGCCUCCAACUGGGAGGGCACAGACACAGCCGCCUCACCAACAAGCGGUGGGGUCCACUUAACACCCACGCUCGAGGAACACACUUCAGACACUCCCGAGGCCAGGGUGGCAGCUACAGGGUCGCAGCCCCCCGUUGAGUCUCCCGCACUCACCUCCCCUCAAGCGCCAGCCUCAUCACCUUCACCCCCAUCAACCUCACCACCAGAGGAGGUUCCCUCUGCCCCUGUGAGCACCAACCGUAACUCCGCUGAGGCCAGCACCAAGCCCACAGGAGCUCUAACCACAUCAGAGCCCCCAGCGGAGGAGCACAUCUCUGGCCACGUAGCCACUUCACAUGCCCCUGCCGAGCCAGUGCCCACCGAGACCACGGCCCAAGCAACUGUGCCCCCCAGAGUGACCUGUAUGCUGAUAGACACGGAGACCACCACUGCCCCCCCCGGGGUGAUCAUGCAGGAAGUGGAGCAUGCGCUAAGUUCAGGCAGCAUCGCCGCCAUUACGGUGACAGUCAUUGCUGUGGUGUUGCUGGUGUUCGGAGUUGCAGCCUAUCUAAAGAUCAGGCAUUCCUCCUACGGAAGGCUCUUGGAUGACCACGACUACGGGUCCUGGGGAAACUACAACAAUCCUCUGUACGACGACUCCUAACCAAGGAAGGUGGCCUGAGAUGAGGAGUAACUGUCUUUAUUUAUCAGUGCUUAUCCAGUAGAAUUAAUAACAAGUACCUGAUGUGCAUUGAGCGACCAUCCUAAGCCCUGUUUUGUUGGUUUGGUUGUUUUGUUUUCCUCCCUCUCCUCUGGCUGCUACAACUUCCCCUUUCUGGUACCAAAAAAAAAAAGAAAGAAAGAAAAUUAUUUAAAAGUGAGUGGAGUCUGACAUGCAGCUGACAUGGGCCAAUCCUACGCCGUCCAGGCCGGACGCCACGGUGGAGGUGUCUGUACCCAGCGCAGGUCCCACUGCGAGAAGAAACAGGAAGAGGGAUCAAGUUGUGUCGUCAAGGGUUCCUUUUAGGGGAACUUUCAGUGUGUGGUAUUUCUUAAACUUUUCUUUAGGAGAUUACAUUCAGUCUCAAUGAGGGGAAAGGCGAUGAGUGCUGGGAGGAGUUUGCCCUGCAGGUAAGGAAGCAGGGGUUUCUCAGAUUCCUUUUUAAUCUCAAUUUAUCUGGUUGUGUCCCACAGGACACCUGCUCCGCUCUGCUAGCUGGAUGCCAGUUUCUUAGCUGCCUAAUUAAGGAAAGAGGAACCUAGGAGGUGCCCUGGGGGAGGCCAGCUGGCCGAGGGGCAGAGUAGCAGGCUGCUGUCAGAUCUCAGCCUGCCUGCUACCUGGCCUCCCCUCCAGGACACCUGUCUCUGCUGAGGAUGCCCGUUCUAGUCAACCGCAGCUGGGACCCCAGCCCACAAGCUUUCAGCGGUUCCACAGGAGAAGGCUGUGAGAUGAGUUUAGCUGUAGAAAAGAAAGGGAGAGACGUGUGAAGUGAGUGUGCAAUGGGGGCGUUGAGGAGGGCGGGAGGGAAGGGGCGUGUAACAUACAGUGCGUACCUCAUUAGGGAAGGUAAGAGCUGCCCUCAGUAACUGUCAGAGACAUCCACUGCCUGAAGGAGCCUGUAGACUCCUUGCUUUCUACCCCCAAAGCAACUGAUUCACUGCCUUACUGUCUGUUCGAUAAAGGCUGCAAACUGGUUGUUCUUGUUGUUGUUCUUGUUGCUGUUAAUUUUUUAAAGGCACUAGUUUGUCUGCAGUUGCUCAGUGAGGCUUUUCCGUACAGACACAGUGAUUAAUCCGUUCAUUUUUCCCAAAUGUUUACCUUACUAAUUCUGCUGUUUGAUAAAUGGACACCCCUGGGUACCUAGUUUUCAAAUCCUGCAUCACGAGUUUUGAGAAAGAGCUGAUCAUCUUUGUGGGCAUCCGUUUCCAGCAGUGCUUCUCAGCAGCAGGUAAUUUUGCUUCCCCUCCCCCAUCCAGGGAACAUUUGAAAAUGCCUGGUGAUACUUUCUGAGUGUCACAAUCUGGGGGUGCUACCACUGGGUAGAGGCCAUGGAGGCACUAAACAUCCCACGAUGUACAGAACAGCCUAUCCCAACUAAGAGUUACCUGGCCCCAAAGGUCAAUAGUGCCGAGUGUGAGAAACCCUAAUUUAUUGUGAUGCUCAUUGCGACAAAACAAGACGCCCCAGGUUAGGGAUAGUUUUUACUUUUACCUAAAUGAAACGAUUCGUUCAAUUUUUAUCUCAAAAGUAUUUAGUGUCGGCGGAUGGGUUGUUUUUGCUAUGCAUGGUUGCCUUUUUAUUUCUGUGUGUUUUCUAGAUAGCUGUAUUUCAUGGCUCUAACCCUGUCCUCCUGAAACACCUGUGUAUUAGCAGCCAGCAUUUUAGUCCUGAUUUCAUAGCGUAGAAAAUAUACAUUGGGUUCUGUUUCAGAAUGUGUCAUGGUAUCCUAUGCUAUCAUAAAGAACUUGAAACUGCAUCAUAUUUUAUUUCUAAACUUGGACCUGCUGCCAUGACUCUGUUUAGUUUCCAGAAACUUGACCCUCAACUCCUCCUGUCACUCACUGUGGCCCAGCAAAAGUACUGACAUGAAAACAGCCGCUACCGUGCGGGGCUAAACUUCUCUGGUGGCAGAGACGUUAGGGCCGGUGACACUUUCCAUGAUGUGCCAAUCCCCCGCUCUGAAAGAAAUUGGACAAAGAAAGUGGACAUUCUCAGAAAAAUGGCCAGGAAUGACCAAGGGUACCCCUUCUGACCAUGCUUGGCCUGAGUAAUGAUCCCUCUUUCCUACCCUCACCCCCUUUAUAGGCUUUCAGUUUGGCAAAGGACAAUUCAACAACGACAGGACAUUCCAUAUGUUUUUUUCCUCCCUCGGCCACAGAUGUGUUGACAAAACGUCCAUGAAGCACCUUUGGAGAGGUGGUCUUCUGGGUGUUGCUCAGUCAUAAAUACUGGGUGAGAGGGACCAGCCUCUUCCCAGGGAAUCCUGACUCAGCUAGCAUCUUUCCCUACCAAGGCUGCUGUUGUACAAGAGCGCUUGAUGGGUUGGUUGCUCUUAUUAAUUUCUGGAUCCUUAGGGUAAAGAGAGGGAUCUGGACCUACAGCAGACGCGUUCAGCAAGGCGACAGCUUCCCAUAAACUAACACUCCUUGUUAUGUUAGUGUAAAAUACCGAUGGGUUGAACCUUAUUUUGCCAAGUGCAUUUUUCUGUUUUUGAGUUGGCCAAAAAUGUUAACAACUGCAUUCAACAAAUAUGGCUUAGCACACUCACACUCACACACACACACACACCCUGAAAUAUAUGCCAAUAACUGACGUCCUUUACCUCAGGGAGCGAGUCUGUUCAGGCCUACUUAAGGGAAAUGGUUCCAGUUGGUCUAAAACAACCAUGUACUCUCCAGGGACCGGACUAGUCAUAAUGCAUUAGAGAGAAUGUCAGAGCAGGAGAGAGGCCAGCAGCCUCUUAGGUCACAGAUUGCAAAUGACAGAGUGGGGUUCAAAUUUGUUUUCUUUUACCGUGGCCCCAAUGAAGUCUCCUGCCCUCCCUGGACGUCUGUGUCUUCAUUUCUUAGUCGGGCGUGAUGCUGUCCUAUGGACCUCACCCCAUGCUACCUCACAAAUGUGUUGUGAGGAUUAAUGAAAUCAUGUCUACAGUGUUUUCAAUUUCUGGAGAAAAAUAUUUAUAGACAUUUUAAGUAUUACAUAAAUGUAUACGUGAUCUCAGUUUCUUGUUUGAUGUGUUGUUUUUACUUAAAUCUAUGAAACGACAGCUGUAUAGUAACUAGAUACAGACAGCUGUUACAACUCCAAGCUAACCCCCAGUGCCGCCGCCUGACUCCUGGGACCGUGAAGGAUGGUUUCCAUCCCUGAAUGAAAGGAUGGCCCAGGACAUAGGUCUCACAGACUAUUGAGUUAGGGUAACACAUAUGGAUACCUGAACGCUAACAGCAGUAGACCUGGCCUUUACCAUCCCAAAGUUUUCUGAGUUCUUUGUGGAGUUGAUUUUGGUUUACUGUCAUCUGUUUGCCCUUUAUCUUGCUUGCAAGGGUGCAUGGUUCAAUCCCUUGCAUCUGGGAAAUGAAUUUUGCAAUUGGGCCAGAUGCUAAUUUGCACGUUGAUUCACCUUCUUUGCCUUUUCUCUCUUUUUGGCAAAUGAAUGUACCAUUUCAACUUUGAUUUUAAAGUGCUAGUUGAUAUUGGUAAUAGUGCUAACCAAGAGACCAAUGCCAGAUUGCUUUUUUGGGGUGAGUUAGCCAACGUCAUUUCAAGAUGGAAAAACUUGCAACUUCUUUGAUAUUUGAUCUCAUUGUAUCUACAUUUGUUGUAAGACGUAUUGCAUACUAAUGAUAAUUAUAUCAAUUAAAGUUCUUAAAAGCUU